AGAAAAAUAAAAUUCUAAUACUUAAAUUCAAUUUUCAUUGAAUAUGGUAUAUACAUAAUAAUUCAAAAAAAUUCAUAACCUGUUUCUGUUAUAAACAGAAGCCGGUUCAAUAAUAACUUUACAUAGUGAAAAAAAACAAUAAAGAAUGUCACAUAUUAUUGCACAUGAUAUAAAUAAAAAACCACGAACAAAGGAUAUUAAAAUACAAGAUGAUGUUACAUUUUUUCAAAUGGGAUUUUCUCAAAAAAUUUUGGAUGGAUUAUCUGUUUGUGGUUUCCAAAGACCUUCACCUAUUCAACUAAAAGCAAUUCCAUUGGGAAGAUGUGGUUUUGACUUAAUAAUGCGUGCUAAAUCAGGCACUGGAAAAACUUUAGUAUUUUGUAUAAUAUCACUUGAAAUGAUUGAUAUAGAUAUAUCAUCUGUACAAGUAUUAAUAUUAGCACCUACUAGAGAAAUUGCUGUUCAAAUUGCACAAGUUUUUUCAUCUGUUGGUUGUGAAAUAAAAGAUUUAAAAGUUGAAGUAUUUAUAGGGGGACUAGCUAUAGAGAAUGAUAAGAAAAAAGUAAACAAUUGUCAGAUAGCUGUUGGUGCUCCAGGGAGGAUUAGACAUUUAAUUGAUAAAGGAUUUUUAAAAGUUGAAAAUGUUAGAUUAUUUGUCCUUGAUGAAGCAGACAAAUUGAUGGAAACAAGUUUUCAAAAAGAUAUUAACUACAUCUUUUCAAAAUUACCAUUAAGUAAACAAGUUAUAGCAUCAAGUGCUACUUAUCCAGGAGAUUUAGAAAUAUUUUUACAGACAUACAUGUGUUCUCCUGUUUUAGUGUCUCCAAACAAUAAUGAACCAAUCCUUAUUGGACUUAGACAAUUUGUAACAAUUGUUCCUUCUCAUCCAAAUGCUAUGAAACAGGUUCAAAUAAAAGUAGAUGAAUUAAUAAAAAUAUUUAACAAAGUUCCAUUUAAACAAAGUUUAGUUUUUUCAAAUUAUCAAUCAAGAGCUCAAUCUGUAUGUAACAAGAUUAAUUCUAUAGGUUUUACAGCAACUUUUAUUGCUGGAAAUCAAAACAUGAAUAAAAGACUUGAGGCAAUUAAUAAAUUAAAGACUUUUAAAUGCAAAAUAAUGUUAACAACUGAUUUAACUGCAAGAGGUAUAGAUGCAGAUAAUGUAAAUUUAGUUGUAAAUCUUGAUUUACCUACAGAUGCUCCAACAUAUUUGCAUAGAAUAGGAAGAGCUGGCCGUUAUGGAUCUUAUGGUAUCUCUAUAACAAUAAUUGCAGAAAAUGAAAUAGAAACAUUAAAACAAUUACUAACUUCUGUUGGAGGACCAAAUUUCUAUCUAUUGAAACUUCCAUUAAAUUAUCCAAAUAAUAUUUGGGCUACUUCCAUUACAGAAUUUGAAAAACUUUAUGCAAAAUCUAAUAUUAAUGAUGAAAAUCAUUUUGACAUUAAACCUGUCAUUAAAGCUAUAAGUGAUUUGUCUAUAACUAGUGUUAAUUCAUUAAAUAAUGUAAAAUCGGAAGUUAGUAAGACAACUGAUGAUGUAAAUAAAGAAGUUGUAAAUAGGAUGCAAUUUUCUAAUAUAGAAGAAAUGGAGAAUAAUAUAAUUAAAAAUGUUAAUAAUUUAUAUAAUCUUUCACAUUUAAAAAAUAUGCCUAAUGUACAAAAUAAAAUAAAAGUUAGUUCUCUAUUUGUGCCAAGUACUAAUUUAAUAGAUGAAUUUCAAUAUAUUAAAGAAGAUAAAAAAGAGAAUACAACUACUGUAUCGUAUAAUUUAUCUAAACCUAAAGUUGUACAUAUUUUUACAUUAAAUUUUCCGAUAAAUAAUUCCUCUAACUGGCAAAAACAUAAUGAAAAUGUAAUAUUUGAAGUUGAUUUAUCAAAUGUACAAGAUGAUAUAUCAGAAUCUAAUAUUGAUAUGAUUAUUGAGCGUGUAAAAUAUAAUUUUCAAAGCAAAAAUAUAGAAGAAAAUAUAGAAGAUUCUUUAUGUUUUAAUUAUAUAAAUACUGAUGUGUAUUCGGAAAAUAGAAUUUCUAAUAUUAUUCAUGAUAAAAUACAUCAAUUAGAUUCAACACAAGAAAUUCAUCACAUUGAAAAUAGUAAUAUAACUGAAUCAAAUAAUAUUCAAGAUAGAGCAAAUGCUUUUAUUUUAGAAGAAUUAAAUCUUUGUCUUUCAAACAUAGAAAAUUUUAAUAUAUUUUAUGAUGAAGUAAAUUCAAAUGAUGAGGAAAUAUUAUUAAAACAAGCAUUUGAUUGGAAACAAAAACUUGAUUUUGAAAUUAAAUUAUUAAAUAAUACAAUGAAAUUUAUAAAAGAAUCAAUUCAAAAAUUUAUAUAUCAAAAACAUAUUGAAAUGAUUAAAAUAUUUUACAAAAUACAAAAACAAGCUCUCUUGUGUAUUUAUCCAGAAAUACGUAACGAUAAUGAAAUUAAUGAUACUUAUUUAUAUUUUACAACUUCUUUAGAUGAAAAUAUAAUAGAAAUGUACAAAGAAAUAGAAAAUUUCAAAAGUUAUAAUCGAAAAUCUGGAGAAAAGUUUAAUGCAUAUUUUCCAUUUCCUCUUAAAUUAGAUUCAUAUAUGCCGAAUCUUAUGAUUUCUAAAACAGAUAUGAAAUAUUAUCAUAAUGCAUUACAAUAUUUAUAUUCAAAUCCUUGUGUUAGAGAAAAUUUAUUGCAAAUAUCAAGUUUAGUAGCAUUCAUUGAUGAAACUAAAAAAUUUAAUUUGAUACAAAAAUUAGAAAUUUUGAAAAACUCUUCAUUUGAUGAAUUAUUGAUGGUAAUACAAAAUGAAUUGCAGAAUAAAGAAUCAAGUAAAAAUAAAUGUAUAGAAGAGAAGGUCAAGUUAUUAAGACAUUACAAUGACACAAAUCAAGAUGAAAAUAUUACUAAUGUACAAGAUAUCUUAGAUAAUUCAUUAUUUGAUACUCAAAAUAUAAAUAAUUCUACAGAAAAAGAAAAUGAAUGUGAUGAUGUGAAGUGGGACAAAAUAAGUACCAAUUAUAAUUCUGACAAUUCUAAUAAUUCUAAUAAUUCUAAUAAUUCUAAUAAUUCUAAUAAUUCUAAUAAUUCAAUAUCAGUUGAAUUAGCUUUAAAUGAUUUAUUUAAAGUACAAAAAUUUAAAAGUUCUGAAAGUUAUAAUUCUUGUAGCAGUGUUUCAAGUACUUUUUCUAGUGAAAAUGAUAUUGUUAAGCAACAUAGAUCCAAUAAAAAAAUAUAUACAAAAAAUAAAUUUUAUAAACGAAAGAAGAUUCAGAAACAAGAAAAUAGUACUAAAGACAAAGAAAAAUUUUUACAUAAAAUAACCACAUUUCAUUCAAAUAAUAUGCAAUGUAACGAAGCUAAUAGAUUACUUGAUAAUAACAACAUAUAUGAAAAACAAUUUAAACCACAGAUACAAUUAGAUUUAUCAUCCAAUUCAAUGACAGAUUAUUUAAAUUUAUCUUUAAUAAAAACAAAUUUAUGUACAAAAAAUAUUAAAAAUACAGAUUAUAUAUCAUCUAAUUGUCAAGACUCAUGUAUAGAUACAUUACAAAACUCUAGUUCUGUCCCUAAAUUUUAUGAAUAUCCAAAACAUAGUUUACAUAAUUCUAUAUCUACAUCUUUGAUAAAAAAUGUACCUCAAAGACAUUCAGACAAUGAAAUUCCAACAAUUAAUAUUUGUAAGAUUAAUCACAUAGAACAAAAAAAAUUAGAAAAGCCGGUAAAUAUACAAUGUCAUACUCCUUUAUAUAAUUAUAUGUCUAAUGUUUCCAGACAUUCGUCAAAUUGUAUUUUUUCAGAGAAUGCACUUAAUUCUUAUCAUUUUUUAAGUAAAAAUAUUAAUGAAAUGGAAAUUGAUCAAUUUUUAUUUUCACUAAGAACGGAAACAAAUCGAUUGCAUUUAGAACUUUAUAAUUCUGAAAUGCUUUAUAAUUCAAUGCAAAAUCAUAAUUGA
Molecule: messenger RNA, 3925 nt
Organism: Apis laboriosa (Himalayan honeybee)
Lineage: Eukaryota; Metazoa; Arthropoda; Insecta; Hymenoptera; Apidae
Product: MATH and LRR domain-containing protein PFE0570w-like
Exons: 7
Coding region: 146-3925 (1259 amino acids)
Biological process (GO): spliceosomal snRNP assembly
Cellular component (GO): SMN complex
Molecular function (GO): RNA helicase activity; ATP binding; RNA binding
Source: RefSeq, a predicted model, not a curated record